AUUAGAAUGAGUAUGGAAGAUUAUGACUACCUGUUUAAAAUAGUUCUCAUAGGAAAUGCUGGUGUCGGGAAAACAUGUCUCGUCCGGCGUUUUACUCAGGGCCUUUUCCCACCUGGACAAGGGGCUACUAUUGGAGUGGAUUUCAUGAUUAAAACUGUGGAAAUCAAAGGGGAGAAGGUCAAGUUACAGAUAUGGGACACAGCUGGACAGGAGCGAUUUCGCUCCAUUACUCAGAGCUAUUACCGUAGUGCCAACGCCCUCAUUCUCACAUACGACAUUACCUGUGAGGACUCCUUCAGGUGCCUUCCAGAGUGGCUGAGGGAGAUUGAGCAGUAUGCUAACAACCAAGUGGUGACUAUAUUAGUCGGAAAUAAAAUAGAUCUGGCGGACAAGAGGGAGGUCCUCAGGCAGAGGGCUGAAGAUUUCGCUCAGACCCAGAGCAUGCUGUAUCUGGAGACGUCGGCCAAAGAGUCCGACAAUGUUGAGAAACUUUUCCUCGACCUGGCGUGCGAACUCAUUCGAGAGGCCAAACAGAACAAGCUUGAUAACAAUGACACUGCCCCAAUGCCCGGCGAGGGUAAAACCAUCAGUUAUUUGAACUGCUGCAGUCUGAAUUAGAGGAAGCUCAGCUGCCCAGCUGUGCUAACACAGUAGCUCAUUGACUGUGAGCCCCAAUGCCUCCAUCCCAUAAAGAUGGCAUAAAGCCACCGCUAAGUUUGGUCAUUUUCAGUCUUAUGCCUCUUUUAGGCUGUACAAGAGAGCUAGUCAAUUUUAUUUUUAUUUUUUAAAGCUACCAUUAUUGAGACCACUCUCUUCACUGGAACAGGAAGUACAUAUUUGUGUGAUACUUUCUGGAAUCUAACUAGGGCUUCAUUUUAUCAAAAAAAAAGGUGAAGUGGCAAGAUUUAUUUUGUUUGUUUGGGCUUUAGGAUCCAUUUUUAUCAAACAUCAGUAUUCACCAGCAGUAUUAUGAGAGCAAAAAUCUCUGCCAGCUGUUUUGUUACAAAGCAAAUGUAGUUGGCGUGUUUCAUGAUCAUUGGAGGUUAUCAGUUUUGUUGUUUACAUACAUUUGUUUUGAAUCACCAAGCUUGAUCAAGUUGCAAAAAAAAACCUUUGAAAAUGUAAUUGUCAUUGUUUCUGUCAGUUCUGUUCUGAGAAUCACAUUCAGUGCUAUUAGCCUUGUCAUUUCUGAAUCAUUUUACACCUCGCAUUACAUACUGUGAAGCAUUUUUUUUCCUAAUGAGGUUUUUCACUUGCUGCUAGAAUAUGUUUUCAUGUCAACUAAUACAAACCGAAACCCAUUUAGAUACAAUAGUAUUGUAUGUCACUAUUAUUAUUAUUAUUAUUAUUUAGUAUUUUGACAGUGCUUGUGAUAGGUGAAUUAAUUUGAAGCAGUUGGAAAGCCUUCUAUCAAAAGAACUUGUGUGUCGUCUGUUCAGCAGAAGUUUUGAUUGUCAGCUGUUUGUAUCUGUCACCCAUAGACAUGAUUACGCCUGCGUUUGUCGCUGCUGCCUAGUCAUGGAAAUCGAAUGAGUUUGUCCAUGUGUUUCUAUAUAAUUUAAUCACUUACAUGUGCGAUUUUAUUUUUAUUUUUUAAAUUUUAUUUUUGCUAAAUUUCCUUAAUUAUUCAGCGUGGUAGUGUAUAAAUGUUUUCAUUUAUUUACCAUAACUGCAGUCUGCUGUAUUGCACAAUGUCGUAUACUGCACACUUGUUUAUUAAUUUUUAAAUCAUUUUUUUAUUGUAACAUCUACUUUAUUUGUUGUACAGAUUUAGUACAGUAGAACGUUUUUGCACUCUUUUUUAUAUUGUACUAUCAGUACUUUUUGGUUAGAAUGGUGAGCAUUCUGCUUUGCCUUGUAACUUAGAUUUAUUUGCAGUUACUCAUCUUUUGUAUCUUCCCAUCAACUCAAAGUGAGAAGUACAAUGAAAAUGUUGCUGGUAUGUUGUGCUUUUUUUCCUUUUGUGUACAAAAUAAUCCUGAACAUGCUCUGUAUAACAUUAAACAACUCUACUAAU
Molecule: messenger RNA, 2017 nt
Organism: Austrofundulus limnaeus
Lineage: Eukaryota; Metazoa; Chordata; Actinopteri; Cyprinodontiformes; Rivulidae
Gene: rab30
Product: RAB30, member RAS oncogene family
Biological process (GO): Rab protein signal transduction
Molecular function (GO): GTP binding; GTPase activity
Source: RefSeq, a predicted model, not a curated record